Molecule: messenger RNA, 1336 nt
Organism: Scophthalmus maximus (turbot)
Lineage: Eukaryota; Metazoa; Chordata; Actinopteri; Pleuronectiformes; Scophthalmidae
Gene: asip2b
Product: agouti signaling protein, nonagouti homolog (mouse) 2b
Exons: 4
Coding region: 151-498 (115 amino acids)
Biological process (GO): hormone-mediated signaling pathway; adult feeding behavior; neuropeptide signaling pathway
Cellular component (GO): extracellular region
Molecular function (GO): type 1 melanocortin receptor binding; neuropeptide hormone activity
Source: RefSeq, a predicted model, not a curated record
GUCCGGUUGGGGGGGGGGGGCUGCGCGUUUCGGUCUCUGUCGUCGUCACCCUCCCUGUGUUAAACACAGUGGUACCUCCUCACAGCCAGAAGCACACGUAGAGCGACUGAAGUGAAGGUUUUACAGAAGAAGAAGUGAGAUCGCAUCACCAUGAGGCAGAUCACCGGCAAACACUUGCUGUGCUUCUUCCUGCUCGUCUUCCCGCUGUCCUGGGCUGAGGACACGAAGAGGGAUGGGAGGAGGACUCAGAACGACUCAGAUUUGAUCCAAAUAAAGAGCAGAAGACUUUUUGCAAGGCAGAAGGUUUCUCCAUCAAAGGAAAAUCCCACUGCUAAACGCAAGUCAAACCUGAACCCUGCGCGACGCUGUGGCCGCCUCAUGGAGAACUGCUCCUCUCGGGUGCCAUGCUGCGACCCCUGCGCUUCCUGCCGGUGUCGACUCUUCAACACAAUCUGUCACUGCUGGAGGAUCAACCACCUGUGCCAAAAGAGGACAUAGAUGGAGCAUGUGUACACACACACACACAAACACACACGCACACACACACGCACACACACACGCACACACACACACACACACACACACACACACACACACACACACACACACACACGCACACACACACACACACACACACACACACAGCCCAGCACCUGAACAUACUUAAAUCGAUCAGCCACAACAUUAAAAGCAUUAACCUGUUGAGGCUCAUUGGUGUAAAUGCAGAAUAAUUCACGUACGCUUUAUGUCUUUACAGAGCACGUGCAGUUCCGAGAAUAUUAUCACGCUUCAGUGCAAAUGACUAACGUUUGGAAAACCAUGAAAUAGUUAGAAAUUAAAAGCGAUAGUUCUUUCCAUUGUGGCUUCCACACUUGAAGGAGAGAGAGGCGUGAGCGAGGGGGUGAAGCCAUAUGUUAUUUCUGGGAUUUUCUGUCUCCACUCUUCUGAGGCUUGAAUAUAACAAACAAAAUACCCCCAGAAAUGUUUACAGGAUAUGUAGAUAUCAAACAUACAGUUUGUAGGUGUAACUAAGGACAAGUGUCAUGUGCUUUUUGAUGUGAAUAUCCCAUUACAUGUUAACUGUGUGUUGUGCCUCUGGAAUAUUUCCCGCACUAUUGCUGCUUUUGAAUAUCUUUAUCUUUAUCUCAUUCCUGCCAUGUUCAACUUGUAUUGACGGCAAUUACUGGAUUAUAUUUGAAACAAAAAUGUUUGGUAUUUUUACUCAUUACCCUACAGACUAAAUGUGGAAAAAAUAAAACAUCUGUUUAAAAAAAUGAUUUCUCUGGUCUGUGCAAUGUCUGCCUUGGGGAAGAUUUGACCUGGUGUCCCAAAUGAA